AUGGCUCCAACAAUGCAAGUGGAAGAACUGACCUUGUCUUCCUCGGCGACCUCUCUGAGGGCCAGCAACUCUGAUUCCGGAGCCAAAUGCAGCUUCGCCGUCCCCGCUGCAUCCACCGGGGACGUGGCCAUACGUUCCGAGAGCUGUCUCCAGUGUAAACAGGCGCUACACAACACCAAGACGGUGAUCCCUGAAGCUUCUUCUGUGUUCAAAGAAGCACUCGACAAGUUAAACUUGGAGAAGGCACAAGAUGACUGCAAGAAAGAGAAUGUACAAAAAGACGACAAGACGUUAUCGUCGCAGCCAGCCGGCACCACCCAGACUUCCUUUCUUACCAAACUGAAAUCAGCCUUCAAGCCCAGCCCUUCCGGAUCGCCUCGUCUGUCACCUUGUCGUUCCGAAGGAGUGCCUUCAAAAACCUCAGCUGUUGUGAAACCAGUCCGGCGUCCAGCAUCUUUUGGCGGGUCAGAUGGGAUUAAACUCAGUGCCGGACGACGGUCAAGUCAGUUUGAGAAACGGGUUUCCUGGGCGGACGAGUACGGUUCAAACCAUCCUCUGUUCUCUGUAAGGUUAAUACGACCCCGUCUGUCAGUGGACAACAACCACUGUGGACAGAGCACGCCCGGGCACUCAAUUCUGCGGACCACUGGAAUUUGUUGA
Molecule: messenger RNA, 660 nt
Organism: Candidula unifasciata
Lineage: Eukaryota; Metazoa; Mollusca; Gastropoda; Stylommatophora; Geomitridae
Source: the annotation of a GenBank genome assembly